This is a messenger RNA of Parnassius mnemosyne (clouded apollo), 5481 nucleotides long. The record is from the annotation of a GenBank genome assembly. Lineage: Eukaryota; Metazoa; Arthropoda; Insecta; Lepidoptera; Papilionidae.
AUUGAUCGCUUAAAUUUUUAACAACAUGGCGAACUCGUAAUAAUAAUAAUUUUGACAAACUUGUUAUGAAUCCCAAGAAAAUCUUUUUGUAGUCUUUCAUAAGUAAUUUCCGGAAAUAUUUACUCGUCAAAUAUCAACUGUAUACAAAUUAAAACACCUCAUACAUAAUAAAGAAAUUGUUUGAGGAAAAUAUUAUUUGUUUGGCUUCUUGGACAUGGCUUGAGAUAUAAUGCGGCGUCGUGGUAUUGAAUUGGAACCAGCUUCAAUGUUGCCCAAAAAGAAAACGAAGGUAAUGGAUGACUGUCCCAGCUUAGAUACGAGUUUCUUCGACGACGAGGCUUUACCUCCUGGUAUUGUCUUCACUGAUGUUCAGUUGAAGAAAUGGCGUAUUGGGAAACCUAUAGGUAGUGUUUUACAGGCAAACUCAUUUAUUUUUCCACCUUAGUAUUCCAGAAGGAAAAAAUUCCAGAUUUGCAUUAUAUUUAAGUUACAAUGAAUUCUAGAUAUUAAAUUAAACUUUAAAUAUAUCAGAUAUAUCAUUGAGAGUGUAAUCAGAUGUCCAUAAUUGUCCUCUGCAGUGGGAUAUGUAAAGACAUUAAUUUUCUUCACUAUUUGAUAUUGCCAGUUAUAGUAAGAUUUUACUUUAAAUGAACAUAAGAAUUAUGUUCCCUGAUGCUACCUUUCUACUGUAUUCCCAAAACUCCUAAAAAAUAUAACCCUAAAUUGGGGGUGUUACGAAGAAAAAAAAAGUAGCACAUUUUCUUUGGCCUUAUUUAUUAGAAUAAUACUUGUGGCUAUACAAAAUUAUAAACAUUUAUUAAUAAACAAUCAACAAUUGACUAAAAAUCAACGAUGAACUCUGAAAUGUAGGUCAACAUUAAAACAUAGUCAUACUUUUAAUAAGAUGGAUGUACUUGAUGAAACAGCAAAAUUAUCAAUAUUUGGCUUCAGUUUUGUAAGAAGUAAACUCAAAUCUCCCUGUUCUGUGAUGUUCAAUCUGCUCCCUUUUUUUUUUGUUAACAGGUUGGUAACGGCACUAAAACUUCUUUCGACUAGAUAUGAUGAGGGAAAUGCUAUCAAAAAUUUUUCUUGCAAAUUCCCACAGCCCAGGAUAUUUUUCGGGGAUUUCUGCCUGCAGCCAAAAUGUUUGAUAGCCUUUUUUAAAUUUCACCUUCAGUUCCUCAUUGGUGCUGAGCUCAAGUAGCUCCUCUUGUAAUACCACAUUCGCCUCUUCUGCUUCAUUAAAUGGGGUUAUGAUCCAUGGUGGUAUUUCCAUUGUCAGAAUAUCUUCAAAUCUAUUUUUGAAGUCAUCAUGCAGGGUAUUUAAAUGUUGAGCGUAUGUCUGAAUAUCAUCAUCAAGACUAUCUAUGACAAGUGCGGAAACUGGGAGAAUUCGCACUAACAAAUAUUUUGCUUCAUUAAUUUCAAUUUACCAAGAAAAGCCGAAAUUACACCCUUUGUUUUUAUUAAAUUAAGGCUGUCCCCUUGUAACUGCAAGUUAACGUCAUUGAAUUUUUUGAACAAAUCUGUCUUAAGUACCCAAUGUCUGCUUUAUAUUUGAUCAGAUUUUCUUUUAAAUCUGGUGCUUUAGUUUCCAGAAACUCUAUCGCUGAUUUGAAAAAUGAGUAAAAUCUUGAUAAACGUGCCCCUUUCGACCACCAGCGUACUUCAGUAUGUAAGAGCAUUUGUUGGAAAUCUUCAUCAUUUUCAUCGCACAAUAGUGCAAAUAAAUGGGUAUUCAAAGCAUUGCUUCUUAUUUUAUUAACUGCGUUAAUCACAAAUUGAAGUGAUUGGUGCAAUCUAUCACUCAUAUCUUUCUUGUUCUUUUCACGUCUAUGUGGAUCCCCGUGUGGUCUCCUAUGGACCCCUGGGGUCCACCUGGACCACUUUUGGAACCUACAAUUUAAAGUAAAUAAAGAACUCAAGGCCAGAUGUUUAUGGUAAUUUCAUCCAUUCAGCAGUUAUGACAUUAAACAUUAUUUAAUUGCUAAUUAACAAUAAUUGUUAUAAAAUUAUUUACUAAAAUACCAGUAACUAAUCAUCUUUUCAAGUGCACUUGCUGGACAUAAGUCUUUUGAAGAAAAUACUAGCAAGUAUUUAUUACUUAGAAGAUUUCACCAGCUUGGUGAGCACAGAGUCAAAAUGUUCACACUGGUAAUGCUGCUUCAAAACACAAAUCUGUGUUGGUGACAGUUUAGGUUACGAUUUUUAAUGGAUUCUCUAUCAUCAUCCUCAGUUCACACAAUUCACAUUAUAAACAAUUAUGUAAUCAAAUCAAAUUAUGUAAUCAUAACCACAACAAGAAAUUAGUUUAAAAAUUGCAAAUUUAACUAGAUUAAAUAUGUCCUCCAGACCAAAUUUUGGUCACGGUGGCCAGUUUCAACCGAGACUAGCCGUUUCUGCAGAAUGGGAUUAUAUUUUAUGAGUAUGUCCAUAAAAGCACUGUCUAUUCCUGCACUCUCAGAAUCUCAUAAUGGGACAUCAAUCCGACACAACCAGAGAGAGGUCACAGACAGGAUAAAUAUAUUAUUAUUAUUAUUAUUUGUGACUAAGGCUGCUACUGAGAAUUUCUUUACAGAAAACCCCAAUAAUUGAUUUGGCAGGAUUGGUCCAGCCAAGUUCCACCAACUUGAUCAUAUAUUAUAUACGACAUGAUCAGCAGUUGUGCUUACCACCACAAGACCAAAGAGAUAUAUAUAAUAAAUCAAAGUACCUAUAAUUAUAAAUGUAAUAACCAUUGAUAUAUAUGUACUAUGCACUAGAUUUCGCAUUCCGAACAUUGACUAUGUUCAACUGAACUGUACUGCAAUCCGUACACUAAAAUUAAAUAUUGCGUAAAUUGAAGAUUUGUGAAUUCCAUAAGAUAAUUAUUAUUAGAUUUUAUUUAGAAAUAUGUUUGUUUAGAUAUUAUAAUAAUAAGAGUAUUUUAUAUUAAAUUCUUAUAUUUAUUUUAUAUUAAAUUAAAGUCUUCGAGCAUCCGCGACUCUACUAACUCCCGCGCAUGCGCGAAGACAUAGAUUAGCACACAAUAUAUUUUGGAAUAGCUUCUCUAGUACGUAGUAUAUAUGUACUCAAUGGUUAAUAACAAAUUUUCUAAUAUUACCUACCAAUGAAAAAAAAAUUAAGUGGUUCCUAGGUUAAAAAUUGCAAAUUUUACUUUAGUAUACAAAACUUACAUGGAAGAGCCAUGCCGAAUAAAUCCAGAUAAAUAAAUGCCUAAUUUAAUAUACAGGAAGGGGAAGUUUUGGACGUAUCUACCUAGCAUCAGAUGAUAUAGAAAAAGAAGUCACAAAACAAAAUGCAAGAUAUGUAGUAAAAAUUGAACCACACACAAAUGGACCUCUGUUUGUUGAGAUACAUUGCCUUAUUAGAACAGCACAGGUUUCAAAAGUGAAAGCCUGGCGUCAACAAAAUAGACUAAAACGAAUUGGUAUGCCACUUUAUAUUGCAAGUGGAUCAUUCACAGAUGAAAACAGUGGUACUAAAUAUAGAUUUCUAGUUUUACCCAGAUAUGAUAUUGAUCUACAAAAAGUCAUAGCCAGAACUAAAACCUUAGACUUGAAGAAUGUUCUAGUUCUUGCCUUACAAAUAUUAGAUGUGCUAGAAUAUUUACACAAUCAAGGCUACACACACUCUGAUAUUAAAAGUUCCAAUUUAAUGCUUGGUUUUGAUGCAACAAAAUUAGAGAGAGCAUCAGUGUCAAGACCAGCACAAUCAUUCCAAAAGGAAGCAAAACAAGUUGUCCUUGUACCUGGAAAGCAUAGAAAAGCCAAAACAGGAAAGUCUAAAACAUCAAAUUAUUAUGACGAUGAAGAUUUUAUUGUAAGAGAGAAAGUUUCCACUGGUGAUGAGACCUGUGAUGGUAAUAAAAGACUGGCUAAUGUGAAGAAAAAACUGAGAAGGAUUCUGUCUGAUAAAGAUAACAGAACCCUACACAGGCAUCAUGCAUUUAAUUUGAGACAGUUGUCUAAUUACGUAGACUAUGAGGACUUAAGUUCUGUUUGUUCAGACAGAUCAUAUCAAAAACUUUUAGAUGAUUUUGGUAGUAAAACUCUAAUUUAUGUGGCUGAAAAGUUAAAAGAAGAUGAAGGUACUAAGCAUGAGAUAAAAAAUUUAGAAAAUGAUUUCAUUCAACUACACAGGGAAGCAAUUUUGUCACAAUCUAAUGGUCAAAUAUUUUUAUUAGAUUAUGGUUUGGCAUCUAAAUUUUUAGAUUCAGAUGGUAAUCACAAAGAUUUUGGUAUGGAUGCUAGGAAAGCUCAUGAUGGAACUCUGGAGUAUAGUUCAAGAGAUUCCCAUAUUGGGGCACAUUCUAGAAGGUCUGACUUAGAGACCCUUGGUUACAAUAUGCUCGAUUGGUUAACUGGAACUCUACCUUGGAAGACUACAGAAGUUCUUGCUGAACCAGAUUUAGUACAUGCUUUGAAGAAAAACUUCAUGAGUGAUAUUAAAUCAUUACUGAAAACAUGUUUUAAGACUGAAUUUUACCCACAGUUUAUGGAAAAAUAUCUACAAUACAUUACAACUUUAGAUUUCACUGAGAAGCCAGAUUAUGAUUAUUGCAGGAAUGUGUUCAGAGGAGAAUUGAUUAAAAAUGGUUAUGUUUUUGAUAAAGAAAUGAGCCUUAACUUUGCUGAACCUCCCAUGUCACCGAUGGGUCGUAAUAAAUUGUGUUACUCAAAAAGGUUUGGUAGAAAAAACACCCCUGCAGAUUUUCUGGCGAGGAAUGGUAAAAAAGAAACAUAUGAAAGGGAAAAUGUUUUUUCCUUAGAAAGUGAUCUUAAACUAGAACUGCUAAAACAGACAUUAAAUACAUCAAGCGACGGUGUUCGCAAACCUUGUACUUCGCGCAACUUUUUCAUAUCAGAUGCAGAUUUAGUAGCACGAUUGAAGAAAUCCUUAAUGCCUCAUGAUGUCCUUGGAAAAAAAUUAUCUCCCAAGAACUUACGAUCUAAGAAAAAAAUUACUAAACGUAAAGGAACAAAAAGACACAGGAAUAGCCUUGGCAAGUUUGGUAACUUCAUGGGCUCAGCUAGACAGUUUACAUGGGCUGAAAUAUUAGCCGGCAACCCUGAAGACAUUAUAAGAAAAGAGAGGAAUAUUGUUAACAACAGUGAAAGAGAUGAAGAUGAAGAUGAUGAUACAACUUGCAAGUAUAGAAUUAGAAAACUUUCUAAUGCAUCAUAUGAAAGCAAUGAUAGUAACAUCCAGUCACCAUUAAUGCAAAAAGAUUACUUGCAAAGUAUGAACCCUACUUAUGCUAUGAAGGAAGUUGUAGCAAAUUUUAAGAAAAAGAUUUCUGGGAAACCAUUAAAAGAACCUGAGGAAUGCCCAUCUGGCUUAGAAGGUUAUACACCAGCAAUGAUAAGAUUAUAUAAAUUAAAAGAAAAACGUGAAGCAAAAGAAAAACUUGAUGCAUUGAAACAAAAUUCUGAAAACAAAGAAAUUGAACGGAGAUCAAGAUGUACCAGAGCAAUGGCC